Aspergillus ibericus CBS 121593 is the source of this 1206-nucleotide messenger RNA. Its product is annotated as NmrA/HSCARG family protein. The coding region runs from base 74 to 1006 and encodes 310 amino acids. The transcript has a single exon. The record is from RefSeq and is a predicted model, not a curated record. Lineage: Eukaryota; Fungi; Ascomycota; Eurotiomycetes; Eurotiales; Aspergillaceae.
CUCUACCAGAACCACAUCGAUUCAUUAAUUCAUUCACUUCUGAGUUCAUUGAUUCAUCGUGACCAUCGUGACCAUGGCCAAGAUUCUCGUUGUUGUCGGCGCGACCGGCCAGCAAGGCGGCUCCAUUGUUAAGACCACCCUCGCCGACCCGGAGCUGAGCCAGGAGUACGCCAUCCGAGGCACUAGCCGUGACCCUUCCAGUGCCAGUGCUAAGGCACUAGCCGCCAAGGGGGUGGAAGUGGUCCCCGCCGAUUUCUCCGACCCCAACUCCCUCCAGCGUGCCUUUACGGGAGCCCACGUUGUCUUUGGCAACACAACGACCAUCUACGAUGGCCACACGAAGGAGCACGAAGUCAGCCACGGCCGGGCCUUGGUAGAUGCUGCGGUCGCUGUGGGGGUGCCUUUUUACAUUUACUCGACCUUGCCCAACAUUUCCAAGAACUCGAACGGGACCCUCACGUCGGGCGGUCAUUUCGACGGCAAGGAAGAGGUCGAACAAUACAUCCGCACGCUGCCCAUCAGAAGCGCCUUUAUCGCCCCGGGAUCGUUCAUGUCCAAUUUUCACGAGACCAUGACGCCUCGUGCGAUGGGCGAUGGCACGUACGCGCUGAUCUCGUUUGUGACGCCAGAGACGCAGUUGCCGUUGAUCAAUACGGCAGGCGAUACCGGCAAAUGGGUAGCAACUAUUCUAAGCGAGUUCGACAAGUACGAAGGCAAGGUGCUGUGCUGUGCGACGGCGCUGUAUAGCUUCGCGGAGAUUGCCGAGACGAUGAGUCGGGUGUCAGGCAAGACGGUAGCGUAUCGUCAGGUACCGGAGGAGGUGUGGCGGGGAUUUCUGCCGCCGUUGAUGGUGGACUUUAUUGCGGAUAUGUUGAAGUCGUUCCAAGACUAUGGGUAUUAUGGCGAGAAGACGGCGGAGAAGGUGCAGUGGUCGGCCCAACAGGCGCGGGGGGCGUUGACCACCCUAGAGAGAUAUCUGCAGGAGAAUCCACUCAACCUAAAGUGAAGAACUGGUGGAUUGAGCUUAAUGGGAAACGCAACACGUGGAUUGUAGCGACAUAGCUCUGGGGCAAUGAAGCUAGUCUAUCCCUAAAACCAUGACAGUAUUCAGUUCGGUGGUGCUCAUAGCAAUGGCCGUAACAGGUCCACUGUCAUUUCAGUUACCUCUCUUAAUCAAUAAAUAUAGUUCUUCAGAGCCUCAUUAAA